GUGUGUGUGGAGGGUCCUGACAACCAUAAAAACGUGGAGGUGUUGGGGGACGUUUGCCUUUCCAUCUCAGGUUUAAACCAUGGCCAAUGAACCUGUCAUCCUUAACGUGUAUGAUAUGUACUGGAUCAACGAAUACACUUCCAAUCUGGGCAUUGGAGUCUUCCACUCAGGCAUUGAGAUUUAUGGCAGAGAAUUUGCAUACGGGGGUCACCCGUACCCUUUCAGUGGCAUCUUUGAAAUCAGCCCCGGCAACGCCACCGAACUGGGAGAGACUUUCAAAUUCAAGGAGGCCAUUGUUUUGGGCACGACAGACUUCACGGAGGAGGACAUAGAUAAAAUCAUGGAGGAGCUCGGGAAAGAGUUCAAAGGCAACGCCUACCACCUAAUGCACAAAAACUGCAACCACUUCUCCUCCUCGCUGUCUGAGUUGCUGUGCGGACGGGAAAUCCCUCGCUGGGUCAACAGACUGGCGUACUUCAGCUCCUGCAUCCCCUUCCUGCAGAGCUGCCUACCGAAGGAGUGGUUAACCCCGGCCGCCCUGCAGAGCCACAUCAGCCUUGGCCUCCACAAGGAGGAGCAGAACGAGUCGAGCGACGAGGACCGUGCGUCCCCGUCCGGAGCCGGCGCCACCGGCUCCUCCCACAGCUGUCGCCACACGAGGGUGUGACCCGAACACUGACCUCUCCUGUGGACCUUCUUGCCACACCUCAGCUGGUGGCUCGAGUGGCAUUAGUAGGCUUGAAAAACCACCUGACCUCAUACUGUUUGUCCUCUGAGUAAAAGAGGCAGGGGAAGAAGAGACUUCAGACCUACAGCGAGUCCUUUCUACAGAAGACGGGACGACAAAGACAAACUUUGACCUGAGCACUGAAGCGUGGCUCAGGCUCGACAAGUAGAUCUGAAGUUUGUAGUCUAUUAUUAGUCUUUUCCAUGAACUUUUAAACCUUUGUCAGCCUUGUUCCCUGCCCUACCUUCAGAGCUGCUUUUGUAGAACAAGUAGAUACGGCUACAAACCACUAAUCUGCUCAAUUUCAACAAGUUCUCGUUCAAUAACCUCGAUGUGGCCUUCAGUUGAUCUCGUUGACCCUGCUUUCUGUUGUGUGGAGUAGUUAACUGUGGCCAUUUCAGAGGGUGUGAACCGGUUAAAGAGGAUUCGAUUGUUGGAUUGUUGGAGUUCAUGCAUGUUGUAAACCGAGACGGCACACUUCUGAUCAUAUUCGUUUCUCCUCUUGUUCCUUUUGUAAAAAAA
Molecule: messenger RNA, 1249 nt
Organism: Larimichthys crocea (large yellow croaker)
Lineage: Eukaryota; Metazoa; Chordata; Actinopteri; Sciaenidae
Product: deubiquitinase DESI2
Exons: 5
Coding region: 80-667 (195 amino acids)
Biological process (GO): protein deubiquitination
Molecular function (GO): deubiquitinase activity
Source: RefSeq, a predicted model, not a curated record